Paramuricea clavata is the source of this 573-nucleotide messenger RNA. NCBI's taxonomy places the organism in Eukaryota, Metazoa, Cnidaria, Anthozoa, Malacalcyonacea, Plexauridae. The record is from the annotation of a GenBank genome assembly.
AUGGCGACUGUAUUGGGGGUGGACGAAGUAAUCGGUAUGUUACAUGAUGGAAAUGAAAGUGAUGACAUGGAAGAUUUUGAACCAGUCAACAUGGAAACAAAACUGAAGUCACGACGAAACGUAUUAGAAAGUAAAGUUUCGGAGAUUACAGAAUCUAUUCGUAGUUCAGAGCCAGGAAUACAACUUGAUACUGAAUUGUUUAAAUCAAGUACGGUUCAAUUUAUGGAGGCAUGUUUGAAUGUUUGUUGUUCCUUUAACACUGGAGAUAUAUCUGCUGCUUUACAAACAAGCAUUAGUUGUGGUUCAGUUCUUCAGCGUGAAAGUACACUGUGGCUCAAAUUAAUUAACAGAGGAAUUAGUGCUCGUCAAAGAAUCAGAAAUCCUUUUUAUGCCGAGAUAAAGAGAGACCUUCCCUUUGAUGUUUUCAAAGCACUUCAGCUAGCAGUAAAAACCAGUUCUCUUGCAGAAUUCAAGGAACCAAAUUGCUAUGUUUCCAGCAACAGAAAGGUUACCGUCAUGUCUUUGACUUCGAAAGACAGUGUUUUGCAGCUUUUUGCUUACUGCAUAUCAUAA